UUUUAAUAUCUCUUGGUUUUCUUUUACAGUUCCUUUGAUUGAAAUAACAGAAGUACGCGAGGGCUGGAAGACUGAUACAUUCAACAAAGUUAGUAGCCAUACUGAGAAGACAAAAGAUAAAUCGGGAGCAAGUGGUGACGAACCCUGGUUAGAAGAAAACAAGUGUUUUUCAGUAAUCCAUGGUCCAGGCGGGAGAGAAGUGUUAGACUUGGUUGCAGCUACGGAAGAAGAGAGGGAUACUUGGGUGUCUGGUUUGACUCACCUUGUACAGUCUGUCAAAACACUGCAUGAAGAAAAACAGUAUGAUGUGUGGUUACGGAAACAGUUUGAAGAAGCUGAUAAAGACGACAAUGGAUCUCUUAAUUUUAAUGAAUGUUGCAAUUUGCUUAAGCAGUUAAACAUCAAAAUGGACAAAACACAUGCUAAGAAGCUUUUCAAUCAAGCUAACACAAGCAAGCAGAAAAGAGAUGGGGAUCAAGUUCUAGAAGUUGGAGAAUUUGUCUCAUUCUAUCAUGCAUUACUGAAAAUGCCAGAAAUUGAAAAAUUGUUCAAAAAAUAUGCAAGUGAGAAGACUCAGCUAAUGAGUGCAGACCAACUAUGUGCCUUCCUCCAUAAAGAGCAAGGUCUCACUGAGUUGGAUGCUACACAUAGCACCAAACUCCUUAAUGAAUUUGAAAUUAGUGACCUUAAAGUCCAAGGCUAUAUGACACAAGAUGGAUUUUACCACAUGCUGCUCUCAGAUAUGUUUGAUGCAUUCAACUAUGAACAUAAAGAAAAGGUUCACCAAGAUAUGACAAAACCACUCGCACAUUACUACAUCUCCUCCUCCCAUAACACGUACUUGACUGGACAUCAGUUUGCUGGGGAGAGCAGUGUUGAGGGCUACAUAAGUGCACUUAAGCGGGGUUGUAGGCUUCUUGAAUUGGAUUUGUGGGAUGGAGAUGAGGGGGAACCAAUCAUCUACCAUGGUCACACAUUAACUUCUAAAAUCACACUUGCUGAUGUUCUCCGUGAUGGUAUCAAGACUUACGCUUUUGAGGCCUCUCCUUAUCCUGUCAUUCUCUCUAUUGAGAAUCAUUUAAGUGUGGAACAACAGAAGGUGAUGGUGAAGCUGCUGAAGGAUAUCCUUGGAGAUAUGCUUGCAACUGAACCUGUCCCAGAAGACAUUACAGCUGUACCUUCUCCAGAGGCACUAAAGAACAAAAUCAUCAUCAGAGGAAAAAAACCUCAAGGUUCUGAAGUGGAAUCUGAUGAUGAUGAUGAUGACCAAGAUACCAUUGAUUACAUUGAUAGUGAUGAUGGUGCUACACAAACUAAAAAGGAUUUCUUCACUCCUCACCUUCAGACAUUCUACCGCUCAUUUAAGAGUUCUAUGUGGGCUAGGCAAAACUCAACAAAGAAGCGCAGUGUAUCACAGCAACCAGAACAGGUAGUAUGACGAUGUGACUACCCC
Messenger RNA from Cherax quadricarinatus, 1453 nucleotides. Lineage: Eukaryota; Metazoa; Arthropoda; Malacostraca; Decapoda; Parastacidae. The record is from RefSeq and is a predicted model, not a curated record.